Molecule: messenger RNA, 1027 nt
Organism: Olea europaea var. sylvestris
Lineage: Eukaryota; Viridiplantae; Streptophyta; Magnoliopsida; Lamiales; Oleaceae
Product: CRIB domain-containing protein RIC6-like
Exons: 4
Coding region: 139-789 (216 amino acids)
Source: RefSeq, a predicted model, not a curated record
AUUAUUUUGGAGUCUCUCUUGUACUUCAUAUAAUAGGCUUGGAACAAGAUUUUCUUGGCAUAAAUAAAUCCAUGGGAUGGCACUCAUUUUUCUUCCAAAGGGUUGGUUUUGUAAUGGCUUCCUAGCUUCAAUUCAUCCAUGAUCAAUCUUUGCAUAUUUCUUGAAAUAGAAGGAGAUAAUAAUAAAAUGGGAACGAAGAUUAAGGGUCUUUUGAAAGGUCUUAGAUACAUUUCUCAGAUAUUCGAGGAGGAAAAGGAAGCAGAAAUGCAAAUUGGGAAUCCCACAGAUGUAAAACAUGUCGCUCAUAUCGGAUGGGAUGGCCCUUCUGCUUCAGUUGAUAAUGCACCAAGCUGGAUGAAAGAAUACAAAGCAGCAACAGGAGGAUUCCAGUCAGCACCUUUAGGGGAACCUGGAGCCUCUAAAGAGAACCCUGAAGUUAAAUGGGUUUCUGAAGAUUCAAAAAAGGGAAGCAGAGAACUACCUGAAUCGCCAAAAUCCUCUAGGCGUCAUACUUCAUUAGAGGGUGCAAAUGAUUCGCCAAAGAAGAAAGAUGGAUCAACCAGAUCAAGACAAAGACGGAACCAUUCCAAGGACUCGUCUGACAAUGUUAAAUCAAAUCGACAAAAUCACAAAGGCGAGUCAACAUCAAGAAACCUUCCGGACAUUCCAAAGAAGUCGAGGAGAAAGAAGUCAAAAGAGUCGAUCAAUGUUGGGUCGAGCCGAUCACAAUCCAAAGCAUCUUAUCUUGGACCUGAUGCUGAAUCAGUAGUACCAACAAUAAAGCAAUGAGCUGUGUCAAAACUUCAAGAUUGGAUACCGACAAUAGAGCAAUGAGCUGUGUCAAAAACUCCAAGAUUGGAGUCAUUUAUACAAGACCAAGACACGGAAAAACAUGGGAAUUUCUAAGAUAAUGAUGUUAUUUUUUUCUCCUCUUUUCCCCUUUGGUAGCUAGAAAAACAUUCUCGGUUGAAACAAAAUUUUCCAUUUCUCCUUUUGCUUUAUAUUCCAAGAAUCUUAUUUAAUAUUA